CAACAAUCAUAAUAAUACGUUAAUGAUCCCUUCAAAAAAUGGUCCAUUAUCAGACAUACCCUUUAUUUUUAUUUAUUUUUUACUAACCUUUUAUGGCAAUCACGCGCAAUGUGGAUCCUCAAUUUGGAUCCUCAAUUAACUAGAAACAAUCUCAACUACCUAAAACAAAGCAACUAGUCUUAGAUAGCUUUUACACUUGUCAGAUAUGAUCUAAUAAUGGAACUGACUAUCAUGAAUACUGCUCUUACUCCAUUAUCUAUUAAUACCUGAAAUGGACAGUACGAAAUUAUGGACAAUUUGAGCCUUUCUAAAAAGGUAAGUGUGUAAGAACUACGUUUCCCAAAAUGCAGCCCGCUUUCUACAUACAUCAAAGCGACGAAACAGUAUCCAGCCCCGAUUAUCCUGCGAGUGAAGCAAAACAGCUACUUUGCUGUAUUUUUCGGCCCCGACAAUUGAUGUGUUGUGGGUUACUGCAUCUAAUCGGAUAAGGGAAGUGUGUAUUUUGCUUGGUUAACGAAACAGAGGAAGUUGUACACUGGCUAGUCAGCUAACUGUACUGUGUAAUCUGACUUCGCCAGCCAGCGACUGUUAUGUUUACCAAGCAUGUCGCUAGCAAGCAGGCAGCGUUCGAGUGUGUGCGUGAUCAGUCACCUCAUUUCGUAGCUGACUUGUGAUGGUUGAAAAAGUGCGGGAUGUGUCUGUUGUCACUGUGCACAUUACCAGAAAGUCGUCGGCUGUAUUGUAGGGAGUUUGCAAACUGUACAUUGUAAUCGAACUUUGGAGAGGGCUUUACAAGAACCCCGUAAAGAAAGGCAGCGGUGCAGUCAAGGUCCGAUGACUUUACUACUGCAUACAGUUAACGGGGAAGCUUAUCACGUUAUUUCACUCGCCGACAACUACUACAGCUACUGACCCACUUGGCAAGUGGGAUUGAAUGGCUUAGCCAGUUAACUGAAGUUACGGUACAUCUGCCUUUUGUUUUUGUGAUAACAGAUGUGCAAACCAUCAAGCUAUCGUUAACUGUGGAACUGCGGAAGUGUUAUAUAUCGUUUUUAUUUUCUUUCUGGAAAUUCUACCACCAUGGGAGAUAAGGGCGACAUGAAUGCUAACCAAAAUUGCCAUGCUACUGGAGACCCCCAGUUGGACAAGGCCAUUUACCAGUGGAUUACUUGGGAUAGGAACCCCCUGACGCGGGCCCAGAUUGAGGCACUGGCUCGGGAGAGGAACACGGUGGAGCUGAGGAAGAGGCUCUGCUCCAGGAUGGCGUUCGGGACGGCGGGCCUGAGGGCGGCCAUGGGGGCAGGCUUCUCCCGCAUCAAUGACCUCACCAUCAUCCAGUCCACACAGGGCCUGUACAAGUACCUUGCCAAGUUUCUCCCUGACUUUGGGAGCAGAGGGCUUGUGAUUGGCUAUGACACGCGAGCCCAGGAGACCAGUGGCUGCACCAGUGAACGGCUUGCAAGGUUGACUGCAGCUGUUAUGCUUUGUAAAGAUAUUCCCGUUUAUCUCUUUUCUACAUAUGUGCCUACCCCCUUUGUGCCCUAUGCUGUGAAGAAGCUGGGUGCUGCAGCAGGGGUCAUGGUCACGGCCUCCCACAACCGUAAAGAAGAUAAUGGAUUCAAGGUGUACUGGCACAACGGGGCCCAGAUCUCCUCUCCCCACGACAGGGAGAUCCUGCGCUGCAUCGAGGAGAGCACGGAGCCCUGGCCCGAGUCCUGGAGCGAAGGCCUGGCCGACAGCAGCACCCUGAGGAGCGACCCCCUGGACACCAUCACACGCCUCUACAUGGAGGAGCUCACUUCCGUCUGCUUCCACAGAGAGCUGAACAGCCAGUCCCCUCUGAGGUUUGUGCAUUCCUCCUUCCACGGCGUGGGGCACAACUACGUCCAGAAGGCGUUCCAGGCCUGUGGCUUCCCCCCGCCCAUCCCGGUGCCCGAGCAGAAGGAUCCCGACCCAAACUUCUCCACUGUCAGCUGCCCCAACCCAGAGGAGGGCGCUUCAGUCCUGGAACUUUCACUCCGUCUGGCUGAGAGAGAAGGGGCCAGGGUUGUCUUGGCAACUGAUCCUGAUGCUGACCGCUUGGCUGUUGCGGAGCACUGUGACAAGUUUGGGUGGAAGGUGUUCACAGGGAACGAGCUCGCCGCCCUGCUGGGCUGGUGGAUGCUGUACAACUGGAAGGAGACACACCCCGACCCCUCUGACACGGAGAAGGUGUACAUGCUGGCCACCACCGUUUCCUCCAAAAUCCUCAAGGCCUUCGCACAGAUGGAGGGCUUCCACUUUGAGGAGACGCUACCUGGCUUCAAAUGGAUCGGAAACAAAAUUCACGAGCUGGCAAAAACAGGAAAUGAGGUCAUCUUUUCCUUUGAGGAGUCUAUUGGGUUCCUAUGUGGUAACAUGGUUCCUGAUAAGGACGGGGUGAGCGCGGCUGUGGUAGUGGCUGAAAUGGCCACCUACCUCGACACCAAGAACCUGACCCUGAACAAGCAACUGCAGAAUGUUUAUGAAACCUAUGGCUACCACAUUUCCAAAACCUCCUACGUCAUCUGCAACCAUCCACCCACAGUCAAGAAAAUCUUCACCCGCCUUCGAAACUUCGAGGGUGACAACGUGUACCCAAAGUCCUGUGGGGGAUACAACAUCAUGAGCAUCAGAGAUGUGACCACGGGGUAUGACAGCAGCCAAUCUGACCAAAAAUGUGUGCUUCCCGUGACCAAGAACAGUCAGAUGGUCACCUUCACGUUCCAGAAUGGCAUCGUGGCCACUCUGAGGACCAGCGGCACGGAGCCCAAGAUCAAGUUCUACACAGAGUUCUGUGCGCCGCCCGGAAAGAGUGACAUUAUGAAUCUGGAAGACGAGUUGAAGAAAGUAACAUCUGCUCUCGUGGAGGAGUUUCUUGAACCAGACAAGAAUAAUCUAAUUCGACGACACGUCUAGUGGCCCAGCUCUCCCUGGGUCCUCCACCCAUCAGUUAGUCCCGGAGCAUUGUCUGUGACAUCUGUGGACACCCUUUGAAUGUAUCUCACUGUGAAAACGUGCAUUUCACUUUAUGAACUCCAAGUGGUCGACAGCUCUUUUUUUUUGUGGACAUCUGUUUAGUCCAUUCUGCUGCUAAAUUGGCGUUUAAGAUACCUGUGCGUAAGUGUCCCUCGCCAUUCGAAGCAUGUGCUGUACUUAGCCACAGUAUACUCAGUUAUCUGUAAUCUGUAAUCUGUAUACAGUAAUCUGUACACAGUUCUUAAGCCUUGUACCUUGUACCGAGACAUCGUUUUCUCACGUGUCUGUUCUUGUACUAUAUGUUUAAUGCAUUAAGGUAUUUAGUAUGUCUAGUUAAUCCGAUUGCUCGAACAAUCCAUGCGCUUACUCCAGUUUCUGUCCUGUGGCUGGCGUUCUAGCUUGUUGCAGCAGCGUGUACAAAUGGCUGUUUGUAUGUCAGCAUGCGUGGUCAUAAAUAGCACUUACUGUCCCAUGUGGCCUACUAUAUGUGUGCUGUGCUGUACUGUGUGGACGUACUCUGUGUAGCGUUGCACUUAGAUACACCAGGGGGGGGGGAUGUUCGGCCCCCAGCCUACCCUCCCCAAUCAUGCGUUGUUAUGUAUGUAUGUAUGUAUGUAUGGAUCCAUAAGUGACAAUCAGGGGGCUCGCGGUUGGUCGGAGUAGACCGUCAGAACCAUUGAGCCCACAGGGUCAGAGCCGUGGAGGGUGGAUGAAACAUAAUGCUGGCUUUUUGAGUUAGUGGUGGGUAUUGUUCUAGUGCAUUCCGGUGUCAACCAGGUUUUGCCAGUAUGGCAUGUACAAAACAAUAUCCAGUUAAUUUUGAUAUUGAAUGGAUUCACACAGUGGUGUGUGAGUCUAAAAACGAAUGAAAUGAACGAAAUGAAUGUGCCAGUGAGCACUGGGUAUUGAACACAUGCUCACCGAUUUCAGGAUGAAAUACGAAAUAAGUUCCAUUGAUUAGUUUACCUAUUUCAGUUCAAAUACAACACCGAAAACAAGUCUGCUGCAUUAACACAUACGUGUGCUUGUCAUAAUAGCAGGUUUAGUCAGUUACCUUGCUAUGUGCAGUGGCCACGUGAUUCGUAACCUUAUAUGUUCGUCCUGUUUGUCUCCAUAGAGACUUCGCUAUAAUCCAUUUCAAUGGUCGAUGAAGAUCCUGUGGUCUGAGAAGUUUUUUUGGCAUUUUAUUUGCAUUGUUUAGGCUUUUUCCACAGUACUGUGCUGUCAGAUGUGUUUUUGGUUGAAAGCAGUGUGUUGUUGUAGUAGUAGUAGUAGUAGUUGGGUUAUCUCCAGUGCUUAAGAGCACCACCUGCUGUUCUUGUAGCUGUUGUAUAAUGCUGAAUUUAUAUUUAAGUUAGUUGUUUUUUACUGUGACAUGUAUCUCAUGAUAUUCCAUAAACAGGAUGUUUUGUUUUUGUUCUUUUCCAAUGGAAGCUGAUGUAACCACCAAAAAUACUUAAAUGUUAAUAAUGACAGACCGUGAGUUCAAAUUUGAUGUAAUUUGAUCGUUAGCCUGCAAUGAAAAAGCCAAAAAUUAUCAAAUAGGCUGUGUAAAGAAUUCCAGUGUAACUGGUAACAUUUAGAUACCUAGAAGAGCAUAUUUAUAUAAAUAUAUAUUUUCAAUUAUAUUUUUGGGAAAAUAAGAAUGCAAAUAAUUGUGGAAGGAUGGAAAUUCAUUGUUGUUGAAUUUUUGUUUUCAGUUUGCAAGUGGAAUAUUUAUUUUCUGUAUUUACAGUAAAAUAUUCAAUGCCAAAUUGCUAUAUAUUGUGUUACAUCUCUCUUAUUUAUUUACUUCUGUAUUAUUAUUUUUUUAGUAAAGUAAUGAUAUUCCA
Molecule: messenger RNA, 4829 nt
Organism: Clupea harengus (Atlantic herring)
Lineage: Eukaryota; Metazoa; Chordata; Actinopteri; Clupeiformes; Clupeidae
Gene: pgm2l1
Product: phosphoglucomutase 2-like 1
Biological process (GO): carbohydrate metabolic process
Cellular component (GO): nucleus
Molecular function (GO): intramolecular phosphotransferase activity; glucose-1,6-bisphosphate synthase activity
Source: RefSeq, a predicted model, not a curated record